Molecule: messenger RNA, 777 nt
Organism: Cornus florida
Lineage: Eukaryota; Viridiplantae; Streptophyta; Magnoliopsida; Cornales; Cornaceae
Exons: 1
Coding region: 1-777 (258 amino acids)
Source: RefSeq, a predicted model, not a curated record
AUGCUGAUCGCUAGGGGAGAGUUUGCAGGGUAUGUUCAAGGACCAGCCCAAGAGCAUAAUCGACCAAUUGAGCAAGUCAAAAAAAAUCAAAACCCGAAUCACUAUAACACUCAGCCCGUUCGGAUUAUAAAUGCCAUUCAUGGUCGACCUGAACGAGCCGAAGAGUCCGAAGAAUUAACCCGAACGCGUAUUCGACAAGCACAAAUGAAGAGACGAAUAGGUAGUGUCAACACUCUGUACCAACAAAGCUCAACAACGCCGAUAAGGUUUGAUAAGACAGACCUGUUGCGAGUUCAGAUUCCUCAUGAGGACCCUUUGGUUGUCAGUUUGACAGUGGCUGAGUGUUUAGUACGAAGAGUGCUAAUUGAUCCGGGGAGUAGUGCAAAUAUCAUGCCAAGGGUCACUUUUGAUUGCCUAGAAAUCAAUCCAAAGGAGUUGAAGUCUACUGAAAAUCCACUGUUGGGGUUUGAUGGCAAACGGGUAGAACCUAUUGGCAUAGUGGAGUUGAUGGUCCGUGCAGUUAAAAAGAACCUUGUCGAAAGUUUCGUGGUUGUGGAAAUCCAUCCCUCCUACAAUCUGCUGAUGGGGAGGAGGUGGAUCCAUAGGGUACAAGGAGUCCCGUCGACCCUACAUCAGGUGAUGAGAUGCAUAAGUCCAGACGGUAGCAAGGUGAUAGAUAUCCAUAGAGAUCAGGUCGCAGCAAAGGAGUAUUACUUGGUGACUUUGAAAGCUACAAGGAAGGGAAAAGCUCCUGCCCGAUCUGCUGAUGAGCAAUAA